GCGCCAAAUGUGAGUCAAGGGCACUUCAACGACCUCGAGACCACAUGCGAUUAUCCCUGGGAUUUACUGUCGCGAACUCACGCUACAGCUGAUUGCUAUCAAUCACUUUCAGGUAGGACUAUACUAUACAAACAACCUUAGGAGAUUUUAAGGAUAACUUCUAGAUCAACCAAUCAAAAUUAGAAUAAAAAAAACAUAAAAGAAAAGCACUUGCUGCUUGUCAGCAAUUUGUAUGGUUCGGUUGACGAUUCUGAUGUCUCCAGGGUGUCUGAAAGCCUCCAAUCUUCAGGUAUCAAGUUCAGCUUGAUUGGCUGUGACUUGAAGAAGAGUAUUAAUGUAACACCUGAAAAUCGAGAUGAACCUGGACCAUCUCAUGCCGUUUCUCAUCACCUCCAUCACUCACCAAAAACUAGACCUUCCAUUUCUUUUUUAGCUGAACUCUGGGAUCAACUAAAUGGAGAAUCAUAUGACUUUAGGUAGGUUAGUAGCGCCAUUUAUCUGAUUUAAAGCUAAUAAUUGUUUAGGCCUAGAUAUUUACAUACUACCCUUUGUGUUCAGCCGAGCCAUUCAGUCGUAAGUAAUGAGGUUAGGUACAUAAUUUUAGAGGGUUUAAUUAAACAAUCAGAUUAUGAACUUGUAGCUGCUCUGAUGGUUUGGUCAUGAAAAAUGUGUAGAAAGUCACCGUCUAUUUCGACGUAGGAUGUAGGUCGAAGCAAGAUUAUGUUGGACAGUAGCAUAGAAAGCAGAUCUAGACACCAUACCAGUCUAUAAGUCUGUUGGUUGUUCUUUCGAGUCACCCAUUUUGUAGACCUUUUAAAUAGCGCCUUCGGAGUAGCGAAAACCGAUGAGCGGGGAUCCGGCUUAGUGGCACGUCCCAAAACGAAUCACAGUGGUACAAACUUUCGUCUUUUAAAUUUUGAAAACUACUGAAUAUCCCAGUACUUCUUAGAUCCUUCACACAAGUUGCGUCUACCAUUCGAAUUAAUGUGAAACGACAAAAUCAUCAAGGCUCAUGAGUAUUUAACUGAGAUAUAAAAAUAUAACAGUUGAAGGGUAUUAAUGAAGUGUUGCAUGAUCUAUUUCUUAAAACUAAGUAGAGUGAUAGUUUCAUGAAUCUUAAACCGAUCAGUGUAACCCUCCAACUAUCACGAGAAACAGAAGUAACUAGCCGUGUGAAGCACCACUUCAAGUGGUCUUCAUCUACGUAGGAUCAUGUUGAGUAGUUGGAUUAUAAAAAAGCUCGUAAUACAAAAUUCUACUGCAACGAUAAGACUAAGAAAUAUAAAUUAAGUGAUCGAUACCCAAGUACUUUACUCUCGAUUGUUAAUUCAGUUGACAUGGACUAGUCGUUAAGUAACAUUUAUCUUGAUGAAGAAGAAAGCAUCCCGAACGUGCUUGCAUCGUUCUCAAAGGCGGUUAUAAGACAAUGCUUUGUCAGCGUUUUCACCAAACAACUGUAUCAUGUUCAUAUCUUAAGUAAACAAUUGGCGAAUAGCGAGUAUUUGGUCUACACUUAAGUCUGAAGUCAGCGUAGUUUUUCAGAGUUUGCUCUUCGCGAGCCCUACUUAAGGUCUACAUGAUUAUGGAGAGUAAUAUUUUAGGCACUAUAUUAGUCCAACUGGUCUCUCUGUGGUUGUCACCAGGAUUUUUGUAUCUUCCUAUAAACUAGAACGGUCAGUGAUCAUGAACUGUCAGGUGAGAUUACGUCAUGUUCCCAGACUAUAGCUAAUUUCUCAUCCCAUCUAGUAUCUGAAAUUGGAUCACCAUGCUUAAGCCAUUUGGUCGGAGAUGAUUGGUUCAUCUACGACUUGUCGGACAAUUCCCCAACUCCACAGAAAAAAUUCAGUCGUCGACUCUGUUGUGAAGUAGCUUGGGUCAUUAGUUACUCUACCUUCUAAUAUGUAAGACCCUGCUGUCUUUUUGCCUUAAGAAUACCUUUACUUCAACAGUUUUAGUUUUAGCUCAUAUAUUGGCUAGAAUUUUUUAUAGUCCCUUCAGUAUUAGGUGUGGUAUGUAUGUAUUGAGACACACUUUUACUAAAUGAUGUUAUUUCUGUUUUCUUAAGUGAUGCAGUCACUGCAUUGAGUAUAUUCGAAACCCGUAGCGUUUUGCAACGUGGUUGGAAUGUAAGUUUGCAAAUUGGCGAUUCUAUCACUAUCCCAGUUGUCGGCUAUACAUAUAUAAAAGAGGCUCAUCCACCAACCAUGAGGAUAAUGUACGCUCCAGAUCCUACUCUUCCACUGCGCGCUGUUACAAAAUAUCGUACACAGGAUCCAGAUCCUUGCGAUUUAAACUCUUCUGAAGUUACUCGAGGUUAUCGGUAUGGUGGGACUGUAGUCCCCUUUGGUGAAGAAGAUAUGGCCUCCAUAAAACCCCCUUCAGAAAAGUGUUUCAGCGUUAUUGGAUUUACGAGUGCUGACAAUAUCCCUCAUAACUUUUACACCGGUGAAAGCGUGUUGGUUUUUGUUGCUCAAUCAGUCAAACAAUCUGAAGACGAUGUAACCAAUCGUCCAUCCUGUCCAACAGCUCUGGCAGCGUUGGCUCAAGCACUUUAUGAGGUUAGCGGUGUCGCUCUUGUCCGGAGAGUGUACAAUCAAUCAAGUGCUGCUAGACUAGGAGUUUUAACUCCAGAAAUUCAUGGUGAUCAGAUAUCGCUCAUGUAUACUGAUAUAGCGUUUAGUGAAGAUAUUCGCGAUCUGAAACUCCCAAGUUUACCAGUUUCCUGUGAGCCUUCGACUUCUACUACGGAAUGUUUUGUUAAGUCUUCAAACACUAUGAAAUUAAGUAAAAAUUGUCCAUCUCAGGAACAGUUGUCAGCUAUGGAUUCUUUUAUUAAUUCCAUGAUGUUAAAUUAUUCAGAUGGAAGUGAUGAUGAUGAUGAUGAUGAUGAUAAUAAUAAUGAUAGCGGUGGUGUACUCAAAAAGAGAGACGAAAACGACGUGGAAAAUCCUUCAUCAAGCAGGAUCUUAAAAGUUCAACGGAUAUCAAACCCUUGGAUUCAACGUUUCUUUGCCUGUCUUAGAAAACGGGGUCUUGAUCCAUCAGUACCACUUCCGAUUUCAAAGCAAUCAGAUUCUUCUGAUGUUUGGCUGUCACCUGAAAUGUUUCCUGGUUUGGAGGAAAUCAUCACACAAAUCAAUACAGAUUCCGAAACUGCAUCUCUAAUUGAAUCCCGUAAUAUUCUUCUUAAUUCAUUUCCACCUCUUCGUCCUGCUAGUGAUCCAGUAGAUUUGACAGAAGAAUUUUUGGCGAAAAGACGGCGUUUAACGGAUGAAGAAUCUUACGCUACUUCUUCGUUCACGAAAGAAGUAGACAGUGGAUAUCCAACCGAACAACUGACCCCAAUUUCUGAAUUAACUAGCACACCGGCGUCAAAUUCCAUUCAAAUAAACUCAGUUCAGGAUUUUGAAGACCUAAUCUGCCAACAACAAACUGAAGUUGCUUGUAGACUUUUGGAGAAAGAAAUAAUUCGACUGGUGACCGAUCCCUUCACUGCAACUUUAUUGCGUCCAAAAGCUAUCGCUUACCUGUUCGCUUAUCGUAGGCGUGCUCAGCCAAAUAGAGAAAUCGUCAAUAAUAGUAAUGAAAACAAUCAUAUUAAUGAUACUACAUGCAACAGCAGCACAUGUCAUCUUGAAAUUGCUCGAGCAUAUAACUCAUUUAUUCGUAGUUGGCGCCAGGAUCUUAUAGAUCGUAAUCUCCUCGGAAGUAGUGUCUUAUCUCAACAUGCUUCUAAUGAUAGCAAGUUGUCGUUUUGGCUGGAAACAAUUACACAAGGUUUCGGUCUUUUGUGCAAUGAAGAUAUCCCAGAAAUCGGAGUUAGUCAGUCAGAAAAUCGUGAGUUUUUGAACUUGGAGGAUAUUGCAAUGUCUCAUUUUGCUGAAACAAAAAGUGAUCAGCCUGUAUCUCCCGACCGUGUUCUCAAAGUUGAGUAUUUGAUGGAUGACACAGAUUGAAAUUUUCCGUUGUUGUUGUUGUUUUAAUCGCUUACAAUCACACAUAUUAUGGGUGACCUAUUUUCUUGAUCAUAUCAGUCAUAUUUUGUAAUCUAUUUUCUUUCCUUCAUAAAAGUUUUACGUUAUUGAUUGUAUGUAUAUAGAGUAACUACACAAUUAAAUACAUAUUUCUCAAAA
Messenger RNA from Schistosoma rodhaini, 4133 nucleotides. The record is from the annotation of a GenBank genome assembly. Lineage: Eukaryota; Metazoa; Platyhelminthes; Trematoda; Strigeidida; Schistosomatidae.